AUGGCACCCAUCCGUCGAUCCUCGACCUCAGGCGUUGCUCUGCCCAUUGGCAGUCGCACACGAUCAAAAACGAAUCACCCAUCAUCCUCUUUGAUCUUCCCAGAAGAACCGCUUACCAAGCGUGUCAGACCGAAAACGACUGGAUUUAUGGACCCAAACUCUACUUCAGAAGGUAUCACUUCAAGAUCAAAGGCUCCCAGUAGUGUUUCUGAAGGUAAGAAGCGAGAUUCCGAGCCCAAAGAAAUCCCGGGACCUGUUCGAAGGUCCAACAGACUUUCACUCCAAAAGUCUCAGGCUGACCAGGAGAAGGAUCAAUGCGAAACCGAAGGAAAUCACUCUAAGAAAUCCACUCGGUCCCUGACUACCCCUUCAUUCUCUUUCCAACGUAAUUGGGUAGGAUCGAAAAGGACUCAAAAUCAAAGGGAAUAUCCAGAUCCAGAGGUAUCUUCAGGUUCCGAUACUUCCUCCUCUUCUUCUUCUCAUAUUUCUUCUUCGACUAGCUACAGACCUACCUGGAAAAAGGAUACCAAACCCUCCAUUACUUCUUCUUCAACUUGUCAACCAAAAGUGAAGAAGGGUAAAGGGGGCAAAAACGAUCACCUUCCUCAAACCAAUGCUACAAUCGAGAUCAAUGCGGAGUUAUCAUAUGUUCCACUCAAACCUAUCAAAGACGACAAGCCAUCCUUGUCCUCCUCUUUGAGUAACGUUUCUAUCUCCGAUCAGAUCAUCGUCACACCCCUUUACACUCGAACUAUGGAUACCGAAGACUCGAAGAGUUCGAGUCAAAGCUCUUCUGCUCAAUUCCCGACCAUCCAGCUCACCCAAUCAGAUCUCGCUGCCAUCGAAGCCAUCGAAUUUCAGAAUCUGAGAACAGAUGAACAAGACGUUCAAGCGGAUGCUUUCCCAGCACGGUCAGAAGAUGAAGACGAUCAUUUUGAUUGGGCAGACGAUGGAUCGGAUCUGACAUCUCUGAGUCAAUAUGGGGAUUGUGAAGCUGGAUGUUAUGAUCAUCAUGGAGAACGUGAAGAAGAUGAAGGUUUGAAUGAUGAUUGGGAUAGAGCAGAUGUGUCCGGGGAAGAAGAAGGUAAAAUACCAGUCGCUGAGACAAUCGAUGUGGAUCGUGAGUCAAAAAUGUCCAAUGUGCAUGGUUUUGGAGAGAAAGAUUUAGCUGGAACGCCACCUCCCUACUCGUAUAUCGAGGAAGGGAGUGGCGAAGAUGCUGAACCACAAUUCAAGAAUGACAUGUCAGAGGAGGAAGUGGUCGAUGGCAUUGUUGCAGAAGAGGAUGACAAAGCAACCAUCGAGGUGGAUUUGAUCUUCAAGGAAGAUCGAAAAGAGAAGCUGGACGAGGAAGAUGACGAAGAUAAGGAAAACAGACCGAUUAGAUCUGGGUUUGAUGCGGAUGAAAUUCCGAGACUCGAAGAUGUCUCAUCUGAGUGGAAAGGUCCAGCUCCAGCUCAAGAGGAUCAAGUCAGUCUGAAAAAUCGCUCAGGUGUGGCAGUGGAUGACCAAGUGGGACACAAGAGGGCUCAAGAAGGUGGUGUGACGUUUGACGGAAAAUUGAAUCAAGACCUCGAUUUUCAAGGAAAUACUAAACUCACCAAACAGGUAGAUACCAAGAAAGAUGCAAUGGCAAGAGAACCUGUAACUCUUACGUGGGGACCGUCUUCAUGGACGAUUGCAUUCUACGAGCCUCAAAGACAGGAACAGGAAGGGAUGGCUCAAGGUUAUCGAGCAGCGCUGAAGUACGCAGAGCCAGAGGGUUUCAAGACUCGACAACCGUCCUUGGGACCCUCAACAACGCCUUUCCUCGAAACGUCACAAGCGAAUCUAAGACUCGUCGAUAUCUUUUCAAGGCCUGAAUCUACCGAGACCAUGAGCCUUUCGUCGGAUUCCGAAUCAGAUCCUGUGCGGCUGACUUCCAACUUACCAUCCGAACCCCCAGAGGCACCAUACUUACGCUCAGAAUUAGAUCCGCAAGUAGGAAAUCCUCUAAUAGAUUCAAAUUCAAACCCUGCCUCAACUCCGAGUCCACGUCAAAUGGAGGGUGCUCCUCUGACAGUUCACUUUCCUGUGCCGAAGAUACCCAAGUCUGGGAUCCCCCCAGCUCCUACCAAACCGAGGGGUAGAGGAUCUAGAGGAGGUAGGGCAAGAGGCAGGUCCAUGACCGAAGCACCCACACGGGGUCAGGGUGCAGGCAGCGAAAGUGGCAGAGGUAGUGGCAGAGGAAGUGGCAGAGGAAGAGGAAGAGGAAGAUCUAAAUCAAACAAGGUUCCUUCACUUACCAUAACCAGUCCCGGUGGCACUACUUCUCCAAUCCAAUGUCAAGCGGAAGAUGAGCAAGUCGUUUCUACGGUUACAGAACCGUCCUACAAGUUCUGGAACCGACCUGGUCCAGCGGCAUCUUAUCAGCCUCGAACGAUUUAUGAUGCUCAACCCUAUCAACCAGAAGACACAUCGAACUUGCACCUCUUAGCGGAUGUAGCGUUGGCUUUGAACAACUUGGACAAAAGGGACCAGAAGUCACCUGGAAGUGGCAGUGCGAGUUACUGGAGGACAGUGAUGGGUAUCACACCGCAAUCUACUCAAUUGGAUAUCUUAGCGGCAGUUUCGAACAAUAUAGAUGAUUUACCUAGAUAUGGAUUUGAUAGGCACGGUGAGCCGUUGAAUGCUCCACGAUCAAUCAUAGCCCGCAGGGAAACUGAUAUGUCAUUCGAUCGACAUCCACCUAAGAUACCAAGACCACCACAACGUUCAGUGACGUUCGCAAGGCAUAAUACCUUCGCGGCAGUACCUGCAGACACGUCUCGACCGAUCAUUCGUCUUCCUACGUCCGCAGUCAGAGAUGAGCCUCGUGUAUGA
Molecule: messenger RNA, 2862 nt
Organism: Kwoniella mangroviensis CBS 8507
Lineage: Eukaryota; Fungi; Basidiomycota; Tremellomycetes; Tremellales; Cryptococcaceae
Exons: 2
Coding region: 1-2862 (953 amino acids)
Source: RefSeq, a predicted model, not a curated record